Vitis riparia (riverbank grape) is the source of this 1724-nucleotide messenger RNA. Its product is annotated as ATP-dependent 6-phosphofructokinase 2. The transcript has 2 exons. Gene Ontology annotation, biological process: fructose 6-phosphate metabolic process; glycolytic process. The record is from RefSeq and is a predicted model, not a curated record. Gene Ontology annotation, molecular function: 6-phosphofructokinase activity; ATP binding. Lineage: Eukaryota; Viridiplantae; Streptophyta; Magnoliopsida; Vitales; Vitaceae. The coding region runs from base 31 to 1422 and encodes 463 amino acids. Gene Ontology annotation, cellular component: cytoplasm.
CACCUCCACUCCGGUGGUCCAACACCAGCCAUGGCAGCCGGCGACGACGAGUGUACCGCCUCCGUAGGCGAAAUCACCAUCUCCCCGGUUAAAGUCCAGAGUCUCCCCCACCUCACCCACUACCUCCCCAACCUCAAAACCUUCCCAAAUCCCUUGGACCGGAACCAGUUCUACCGCCCCUCCGACGGCUUCUACAUCUCCCCCUGCGAUGUCAUCCUCCGCCAGAUCACCUACGACCUCUCCGGCAUCUUCCCCUCGCCGCCGUCCCACCUCGCCUACCACCGCGCAGGGCCGCGGAAGCAGAUCUUCUUCGACCCUUCCAUGACUCGCGUCGCCAUCGUCACCUGCGGUGGACUCUGCCCCGGACUCAACACCGUGAUAAGGGAGUUGGUGGUUGGGCUUUGGGAACUGUACGGCGUGCGUCAGAUCUACGGCAUCAUCGCCGGAUAUCGAGGGUUUUACUCUUUUGAACCGGUGGCUCUGAAUCCGAAGCUGGUGGAGGACUGGCACAAGAGGGGUGGCUCUGUGCUUGAAACUUCCAGAGGUGGGUUUGAUCUUGAAAAGAUUGUCAAUUCCAUCAAAGAUCAUGAAUUCGAUCAGGUGUAUGUCAUAGGUGGAGAUGGAACAAUGCGCGGAGCAGUGACAAUAUUUGAUGAGAUUUGUCGCCAAAAACUGAAUGUUUCAAUAGCAGGAAUUCCCAAGACUGUGGACAACGACAUUGGCAUAAUAGACCGGUCGUUUGGAUUUCAGACAGCAGUUGAAAUGGCCCAACAAGCAAUCAGUGCAGCUUAUGUGGAGGCUGAGAGUGCAGUCAACGGAAUAGGUCUGGUGAAACUCAUGGGCCGCAGCACUGGGCACAUUGCCCUCCAUGCAACCUUAAGCAGCCGAGACGUGGACUGCUGCCUAAUUCCUGAAAACGAAUUCUACUUGGAAGGGAUAGGAGGGCUGUUUGAAUUUCUGGAACAACGACUUAAAGAGAACGGGCAUGCAGUGUUGGUAGUUGCUGAGGGCGCUGGACAGGAUAUGAUACCAAGAAGUGAUGCUCAGAAAAAAGAGACUGAUGAGUCUGGGAACCCGGUUUUCUUAGACGUUGGCCGGUGGUUGAAAUCAGAGCUCAAGAGCUGGUGGGACAGGGACCACCCUGGCGAGCUGUUUACCAUAAAAUACAUAGAUCCCAUGUAUAUGGUUAGAGCAGUCCCUGCAAAUGCCACAGACAACUUGUAUUGUACACUUCUGGCACACUCGGCCAUUCAUGGAGUCAUGGCAGGGUACACAGGGUUUGUUUCUGGCCCAAUCAAUGGAAACUAUGCAUAUAUUCCGAUAGCAGAAGUGGCCAAUGCCAAGAACCCUGUAAACACAAUGGACCACAAAUGGGCUUGGGUCAGAUCUGUCAACAAUCAGCCAGAUUUUAUAAAGAGGUAGAUGCUCAAAUUUUGUUACAUUUUUCCUUGAGAGAGUUCUCUUGAGUUCUCUUGCUGAAGUGAAGAUGACCCCUCAAAAAGCUUUCGGAUUUUGUUUCCUAAUCAUCUCUGGUAAUGUGCUUCCUGUUAUUUGUUGCCUCACGAUUAGGCUGAAAUGGUGUGACAGGUCCAAAAACCCAGAAAAUAAUGAGAACAUGGAAGUAUGAUAGAAUGAAUGGUGUUAUUGUGAUAUCAUGUAGAGGUGGCAAAUUAUGUAAGUGGCUUGUGUUUUGUGUUAUAUUAAAUCCUAAGUAUUCUAUUACA